Messenger RNA from Diatraea saccharalis (sugarcane borer), 489 nucleotides. The record is from the annotation of a GenBank genome assembly. NCBI's taxonomy places the organism in Eukaryota, Metazoa, Arthropoda, Insecta, Lepidoptera, Crambidae.
AUGUAUGGUGGCAUCGUUUCAAAAAGCCACUCCAGUGUUUAUGGGAGAUGGAAUCAAAACAAGAAGAAGAUAGUUGUUGAUUUCCACACUAACAGUACUGUCAAAGGUCACUACGUAGCGGGCGGUAGAAUUCUAAUUUUACCAAUCACUGGAGAUGGACAAAUUACGAUGAAGCUAAAAAAUGUAGCAAUCAAGUUCACAAUGGACUAUGAUACCGAGAAAGAUGGCGAAGGAAAAACUCAUAUUGUACCCAAAAAAUAUCAUUUUGAUUUCGAGGUAAAAGAUGGUGCACACUUUACGCUGACAAACUUAUUUAAUGGGAAUAAACAAUUAAGUGACGCGAUGCACACGUUCCUGAAUGACAACUGGAAACAGAUUUCAACCGAGUUUGGUAGACCGAUAAUGGCUUCAACAGCUGAUUCUAUAUACAAGAAUAUUAUUAUAUUCUUCCAGAAGAUGGCCAUUGACGAUAUUUCAAUUUCAUCGUAG